AUGGGCAAAGCCGUGGGCGCCGGCCGCUCGGGCUCCACCUUCAGCGCGCACUGGAACGGCCGCGUCGUGGCGGCCAAGGUCGUGGACCUGUCGGCCGCCGCCAAGAGCAAGAGCGGCGGCGACGCGCUGGCCAAGGAGCUGCUGCGCGAGUUCCGCCGCGAGGAGGAGGUGGCCAGCGCGCUGCGCCACCCCAACAUCGUGCAGUUCCUGGGCUCGGCCAGCGCGCCGCCGCGCUACUGCCUCGUGUUCGAGUUCAUGGAGGGCGGCACGCUGGCCGAGGUGCUGCGCCGCAACAGGAAGGCGCCGCUCGACUUCUUCCGGCUGGCCAGCGACAUGGCGCAGGGCAUGAGCUACCUGCACGAGCACUCGGUCAUGCACCGCGACCUCAAGAGCAGCAACGUGCUGCUGGACGCGCAGGGCACGGCCAAGAUCUCCGACUUCGGGCUCAGCUGCGUCAUGGAGCUGGGCCGCUCGGCCGACCUCACGGCCGAGACGGGCACCUACGGCUGGAUGGCGCCCGAAGUCAUCCGUCACGAGCCGUACUCCAGCAAGGCCGACGUGUACAGCUUCGCCGUCGUGCUCUGGGAGCUGCUGGCCAAGGACGUGCCGUUCAAGGGCCAGACGCCCAUGCAGACUGCGAUGGCGGUGGCGGAGCAGCGGAUGCGGCCGGCGUUGCCUCGUCAGACGCCGCCCAAGAUCGCCGAGCUGAUCGAGCACUGCUGGAAUCAGGACCCGACGCGGCGCCCGGACUUCAGCUCCAUCCUCAAGGUGCUGCCCUUCGUCAAGCAGUCGCUGAGCAAGACGGACUUCAAGAACGCGGGGAUACUCUACACCGUGUGA
Phytophthora sojae is the source of this 840-nucleotide messenger RNA. RefSeq lists its product as hypothetical. Gene Ontology annotation, biological process: protein phosphorylation. Gene Ontology annotation, molecular function: protein kinase activity; ATP binding. Bases 1 to 840 code for a protein of 279 amino acids. The record is from RefSeq and is a predicted model, not a curated record. NCBI's taxonomy places the organism in Eukaryota, Oomycota, Peronosporomycetes, Peronosporales, Peronosporaceae. The transcript has 2 exons.